AUUCAUCGUUGCUAUUUAUAUUGCAUAAAUUCCAAUAUUGUUCUUAUACUGUGGACCAAUGAUGAGCAAGCUUUCUGCUACAAUUUUUACAGCCAAGCCGGUCUACAGGAGUCGACACCGGUUCAAGAUCACAGCCUUCAUAUCACGAUCUUUGAUUUGUUUGUGUAGAAUUAACCCCAUUUUUUCGAGUAUCGAUCUCUUUGUUUUUGACGGCGUGAAGAAGAGKUACAAGACCUUAUGGACGAAGUCAAGCGUUACGCUAUCUUUGUYGGCCAUACAUUUAAGGACGGCGUGAUGGAUGUCAUGGACCUCGUACAGCACGGCAGYUCUUGGCCUGUCAAAAUUUACUUCUUUCUCCUUCAUGUUCUGCUUCUGUCGCUUGUAUGCUACAUGUUUCUGUAUUCAAAGAAAGGCAAAUACUCAAAGAAUCUCCACAGAAAAGGUACGAGAACUUUCAAAAGAGGGAACAGGGCUGUGACUAGUGAGUCUUGUCAAUGGSUGAACUCAMYGAUCGCAUGGUUUUACAUUCAUUCUGGCRUCAAAAAUACACCCGAUUUAGUGAAAAUGUGGAUUCGUAACAUGAACAGGGCUUUGUACCAGAAACGAACGAAUAACCGAAGGAUAUUCAUAACCAAYAUUUGCCCUAAUUGUUUACCACCAAAGCUUACAAGUGUUUAUUGUCUGACUGUUGAUGGCACUAUGAAGUGCAUCACUUUCCAUGUUGAGUCAAGCGAUCUAGGAUUUCAUGUUCAUGUGAGCCAGCCAACAUCAAAUGGCAGAUCUAAGAAUGUUAUACUUGAAGUCAAUGUGCUGAAAUUGUCAGGGGAGGUUGCACUGCAGUUGAAYAAUUCUCCUUUUGAAGUAAAAAUAUCAUUUAUUGGAGAACCAGAAAUUCAGUUUUCAACCAGAGCAAUUACCAAGGAUGGAGUUGAUGCUGAGGCUGUGGAUGCUGUGGAAGAGAAACUUAAAGAAGUAAUCUGUAAAACUGUAACCACAGUUCCACUGACCGACAACAACAAACCUGACAAUGACACUCAGAAUAACGGYAGUUUAAAAGACAAGCUUGACUCUCCUAUCCUUCAGACAUGUGUAGGAGAAGAAGGCAAACUGCUGGUCAAAGUUAUCAAAGCYACUGGACUGUGUUCAAAAGAUCAAACAGCAAAGAUGAGUCCAUAUUGUAUCAUCACUACUGACCAGCCCUAUCAGCGAAAGAGAACUAGCCUAAUGAAGGAGACAGAAAGUCCAUUCUGGAACGAGUACUUUGCAUUUGAUAUUGGCUCCAAGACUAGAGAAAUUACAUUGAACAUCUUUGACUUUGAWAAAACACCAUCAGAUGCAAACUACCAUAUGGAUGACAAUGAAUUGAGCGCCGAAAAAGAUGAUUUUCUUGGUCAAGCUAUCGUACCCUUGGCUACCGUGAAUCGUAAUCAGACCUGUCGACUCAUCCUACCUAUCCUACCUAAGACUAACAAAUGUGACUAUGUCAAGGGAGAACUGAGUCUUGAGUUUACUUUUGAUAAAGAUGGUAAGGUUAUCGAUGGAGCUUUACCAUUGGUUGAUAUCACUGACAGCAGUGCUAAGCCUACAGCGGUGGAGCAUACAGUGUACGACGUUACAAUCGAUAAAACACAAGCCGUUCCUGCUGUGAAUGAAGAUCUACCUGAAAAAAGGACAUACGGCGCUGCAUAUGCAUACUCAUUAGAUAAAAGCUACAUGGAAACGAGUCUUGAUGAGCUUGCGCAGGAGAUUGAGGCGUAUGAGGCUGGGACUAGUCACGUUAGCGCCAGCGAAGAGAAGUCAGUGGAAAUUGUUAUGAAGGCAAAAGAAACCGACCAACGUGAACAUGACGACACAGAACUUAUGCUAGAGGUUGCUGCAUUGGAUGCAACGCUUUGUGAACCAUCUGGUCGCAAGAAAAGUCCAGUCGUGGCACCGACUCCGUCUACAGAGAAAGGCGAGGAUAAAGAGGACAACAAACCUCCGAAAGUCGACAAAGAGGAAGAGCAGCAGGUUGAACCCAAAGACGAACCUAGGGAAGAAGAAUCUAAAGAGGAAUCUAAAGAAGAACAAAAAGAAGAACAAAAAGAAGAAMCCAAAGAAGAGAAAUCUAAAUCCAAGACUAAGAAGUCAUUGUUCAAGCGACGACCCAAAAGCACCGUUGAUGGAGAUAAAAAGACUGGUAAAGAUGCUGAUACUAGUAGGCAYUCGUACCAUGCAGGCGAUCAACCUCUCGACGAAACGACAGAAACCAAGGAAAAUGAACCAAAACCUGAUGAAGAACUAGGCACAGAACUGAACCGCGAACCAAAAUCAAAGAUACGACGAUCAUUUAAUAUGAAAUUUAAACGAGGAAAAAAGGACAAAGACAAAGAAUCGUCUUCAUCAACGCAUGRAAUUGAUGCUCCAAAAGACGAACCGCACGACGAAAAGAAAGAGCAAGAGGAUGUUGAAGAAAGCCUUAAGUCAGAUCCACCAAAGUCUAGGUUUAAGUCAAGGUUUAGGAAGGACAAAGACAAAGAGUCCUCGUCAACAACACAGGAAACUGAUACUCCUAAAGAGGAGCCGAAUGAGGAAAAGAAAGAAGAGGAGGUCGCUGAAGAAAAUGUGAAAACGGACGUASCAAAGUCUAGGUUUAGGUCGAGGUUUAGGAAGGAUAAAGACAAACAGCCCUCGUCAAAAACAGAAGAAACUGAUACUCCUAAAGAGGAGCCGAAUGAGGAAAAGAAAGAAGAGGAGGCAGUCGAAGAAAACGCCAAAACGGACGCACCAAAGUCUAGAUUUAUGUCAAGGUUCAAAAGAGACAAAGAAUCAGCAGCCCAGGAAACGGAUACUCCUAAAGAGGAAGAACAGGAAGCUGACCUUAAAUCUGGUCCAUCAAAGUCUAGAUUUAGUGGGAGGUUCAAACGCAAAAAACAGCAGGAUAAGCAACAAGACGAGAAAAAAGAUGAAACUAAAGAUGAAGAAAAGGAAAAGGAUGAGAAAAAAGACGAGGAACCCAAACAAGAGGAGCCCAAAGAAGAGGUCGUUAAACCCAUAGAGGUGGAGCUCAAACAACAGGAACCUAAUCUUGAGGACAUUUUCAAAGUGGAGCCWAAACAAGAAGAAACAAAAGAUGAAGAACGUAAACCAGAGGAACCCAAGGAAGAUGAAACAAAAAAUGAACCAAAAGAAGAACCAAUAGAAGAGGAACCUCAAAAAGAGGAACCCAUUCGAGAGGAAACAAAGAAAGAGGAGCCUAAACAAAAGGAACACGAGAAGAAAGAACUAGAAACUGUUGAUGAGAACACCGAGUCAAGUCCAUCAGAAAAACCCGCUGACCAGCCUAAAUCUCGGUUUCGUAGGCUUAACCUGAAGCGCGGUAAUAAGCGCCCUGUUAGUAUGAGUGCUGCRGACAUUAAACCAGCAGAGUCAAUUGAAGAAGAAACGAAAGUAGAUCCUGUUACACACUCAUAUCACGCUGGGGAUCUACCUGAAACAUCACAGCUACAAAAAUCAACCAGCCAGUCGUCUUUGUUAAGUUAUUCGCCAAACCCCUUCUCGUCAUUAGUCAUCGAGGUCAGAGACAAGGGGGAAAAGAAGUACUAUCAUAUCCCAGUGUCGAUGGCAAAGCGAGGAACCUACGAACAGAAGGGAGAUAAAUACCAUGUUUAUAAUGACCAYAUGUUCAAAGCAGUCCAUUUUGACGAAUCUACGAAUUGUGCUGUAUGUGGUAAUUCUAUUUCAGGGAAAUUCGGCAAACAAGGUUAUCARUGUAAAGGCUGCAAGUUGGCGACUCACAAAAAGUGUCAUUUUCAGACGUCAGACAUGUGUUCUGAAAACGCAGCAAAAAAGAUUGAUAUUAAAACAGCGCCUACCAUUGUCGGGAAUUAAACCAAGAGAGGAACUUUCAGAACAUCUAAUAUAACGCUUCGAGUAUGGUUAAGUGAUCGUGUUUUCAUCUCAAGAUUGCCAUAAUUUGACAUUGCUAUGACAACGUUGCAACUGCUGAGUGUAGCUAUAGCAACCUUUGUAGUCAUGACUUUCGCUAACCGGAUAGUUGACAAAAACAUAAACAACUUGAUAUUCAACACUUCGUACGCGCGUCACUAUGUAGUAGAGACUUCCAAGAAUGCAUAAUUGUCAAUCGGAACCACCUCCCGCCCCAUUACGCUGGACUCUUGGUUUCUAUUUCACURAUGCCGUACUUUUUGUUUGUUUACAAUUGGAUUAGCAAUAUUAUGUACAUACAUAUUCGGUUGGGUUUGAUAAAAAAAGGUACAUUAGCCCAUAAAAACAGAAAGACUCUAUUAGUUAACCUCGUGAGAACAGUGAGGUAGCUUGUUACCGUUUCUUAUAGUCAGAUUCAUGGUUUACUUGUACUAUUUCUCCAUCCAAUGCGUCUCAUUUUAAUGAAAAAUCUCAUCAUUAAUUUGUAGAAUCUGUAAUAGUGUAAUAUACCUAAAUGUAAAAUAUUUUAGAUAUCGAUCCCCAAGUAUGYCCUUGGUCUGUGCUUUCGAUUUCGUUAGAAGAUCAAUAAAUAUACAAAAUUAGAAAAGUUAUUGUAGAGAACAGAAUCUAUUUAUUAAUACACCGUUGAAGUUAUUAUUUAUUUGGGGUGUAAAAUAACGAAAAACUAAAGUUAAGUGAGGGUYAAUGUAGAUAUGUAACUUGAAAAAGUGAUGUCAAACUUUAUGAAGAACGAAGAACWAUGAAUUGGUGUCUGUCUAAAUGUUGUUAAUAAAUCAUGGUAAAUUUA
Exaiptasia diaphana is the source of this 4735-nucleotide messenger RNA. RefSeq names its product DNA ligase 1. The record is from RefSeq and is a predicted model, not a curated record. NCBI's taxonomy places the organism in Eukaryota, Metazoa, Cnidaria, Anthozoa, Actiniaria, Aiptasiidae. The coding region runs from base 238 to 3870 and encodes 1210 amino acids. The transcript is spliced from 21 exons.